Bufo bufo (common toad) is the source of this 2108-nucleotide messenger RNA. RefSeq names its product cholinergic receptor nicotinic delta subunit (gene CHRND). Lineage: Eukaryota; Metazoa; Chordata; Amphibia; Anura; Bufonidae. Gene Ontology annotation, molecular function: acetylcholine-gated monoatomic cation-selective channel activity; transmembrane signaling receptor activity. The record is from RefSeq and is a predicted model, not a curated record. Bases 73 to 1647 code for a protein of 524 amino acids. The transcript is spliced from 12 exons. Gene Ontology annotation, cellular component: postsynaptic membrane; neuron projection; synapse. Gene Ontology annotation, biological process: nervous system process; monoatomic ion transmembrane transport; regulation of membrane potential.
GUGAGUCCGGAUGUGGAGGAAGGGUAGCGAACAGGCACAGAGAUACUGCCCAAAGAAGUGCAAUUCUGAAUUAUGGCAUGGUUAUGGAUGACUGUCACACUGAGUUUAGCUUUCUACUGUCCAGGUUCUAAAUCAGAGACGGAAGAGAGUGAAGAGGGACAUUUACUUAGAUACCUCUUUGAGGAGAAAGGCUACAGGAAGGAUCUCCGGCCUGUGGAAAGUCCUGAUGAAACAGUUGAUAUAUAUCUUGCCUUGACUCUCUCCAAUCUUAUCUCACUUAAAGAAGCUGAUGAAACACUCACUACAAAUGUUUGGGUUGAGCAUGGAUGGUAUGACAAACGACUGUCGUGGAAUAAGACAGACUUCUAUGACAUUGAAAUACUCAGAGUAACCUCCGACUGGGUGUGGCAACCCAAGAUAAUCCUAGAGAACAACAAUAAUGGAGACUUUGUGGUGGCCUAUUACUGCAAUGUACUUAUAAGUUACGAUGGAUUCAUAUACUGGCUGCCUCCUGCCAUAUUUCAAACUCCCUGCUCCAUCAACGUUAACUACUUCCCAUUUGACUGGCAGAACUGUUCUCUCAAAUUCAGUUCCCUGAGUUAUAAUGCAAAAGAGAUUAACCUGCGGCUGAAAGAAGAAACAGAUAGUGAAACUAAAAGGAAAUACCCAGUUGAGUGGAUUGUCAUUGAUCGAGAAGCUUUCACAGAAAACGGAGAAUGGGAGAUUGUCCACAUUCCAGCCAAAAUAAACAUUGAUAGGAGUGUUUCUCCAGAUAGCACCAAGUACCAGGACAUCACAUUUUACCUCAUUAUUAAAAGGAAACCCCUUUUCUACAUCAUAAACAUCCUGUCUCCUUGCGUACUGAUUGCUUUGAUGGCCAACCUCGUAUUCUACCUGCCAGCUGACAGUGGGGAAAAGAUGACCUUGGCCAUUUCUGUGCUGCUGGCACAGUCUGUGUUCUUGCUUCUGAUCUCAAAGCGCCUCCCAGAGACAUCCUUAGCAAUUCCUCUCAUCAGCAAGUACCUGAUGUUUAUCAUGGUGCUGGUGACUAUUGUGGUUGUGAGCUGUGUUGUCGUGUUGAACAUGCACUUCAGAACUCCCAGCACACACAUCAUGUCUGAUCGCAUGAAGAGGAUCUUUCUAAAUAAACUGCCCCGUUUACUGCAUAUGUCCCAACCAGCAGAACCUGAACCUGAUCCAUGGAAUGGGGUGCUUCAGAGGCGCAGCAGUUCAGUGGGGUACAUUGCAAAAGCAGAGGAAUACUUCAGUGUGAAGUCUCGUAGUGAACUUAUGUUUGAGAAGCAAUCUGAGCGACAUGGUUUGACCAGUCGAGCUACACCUGCAAGAAUGAAUCCAUUGCAUGCAGACAAUUCACAGGACCAGCUUUAUGGAGAAAUAAAGCCAGCCAUUGAUGGGGCUAACUUCAUUGUCAAGCACAUGCGAGAAAAGAAUGCCUACAAUGAGGAGAAAGAUAACUGGUAUCGUGUUGCUCGGACAGUUGACCGCCUUUGCCUUUUUAUUGUGACACCGGUUAUGAUCAUCGGGACCCUUUGGAUAUUUCUUGGAGGAGCUUACAACCAACCACCUCUAUACCCAUUUGCUGGUGACCCCUAUGAUUACAAGGAAGGACAUAUGAGAUUGAUAUAGAACUUGAUAUCAAGAGCCAGCUGAAGAUAUACAAGUCCAUAUGUAACAGGAAAUAUAUGGGGUCAUUUUGGUGUAAGGUAGCACUGGCUUAGUUGACCAAUCAGAUUCCACCUUUCAUUUUCACAGCUUCUUUGGAAAAUAAAAGGUGGAAUAUGAUUGGUUGCUAUGGGCAACUAAGCCAGUUCUACUUUACACCAGUUGGAUAAAUGACCCCAAUAGUUUUCAAAUGAAUGAAUACAAGCAUACAUUCUUAUGGUAUUAAUUAGAGUCUAAAUUAUUUGUAACUUUUAUACAUGUCAAAGUGUGCCUUGUCUUUAGAGGAUUUUCCAUUGCAUCGUGAAAUUAAUUUACAAUUGAAAAAAAGAAUAAAUGAAGAUAGUAAAAAGUAAAUUUCUCUAAUCACAACAUUUAAUGUGAAGCUGUGGUUUUCUGCAGUCUUAAUUCCUAUAUUAAUAAUGCCA